CUGUCUUACAGAACUUGUCCACAAUGGCUUCCGUGGAGACAUUCAGAUCCCGCGCUGCCCACGUUAUCCUCAUCGCACUGCCUCAAUGAUCAUCGCUCCUCCCCACUUCGUUCGCGUCGACGAUGUUCGCACCACUCUCAUGCUUCGCAACUUGCCCAAUGGAAUGACCUCUUUCGAGUUGAAGUAUCUCAUCGACGGUAUGGCGCGCAACAUGUACAACUUCUUGUAUCUCCGCAUGGACUUCCAGACCGGCAACAACGUCGGCUAUGGAUUUGUCAACUUUGAUGAUCCCGAUGCUGCGGUCCAGUUUGCCGGUAAGUGGCAAGGCUUGACUUGGAUCAUCAACCAUACCACCAAGGUCGCGGCUGUUUCUUACGCCACUACUCAGGGUAAGGAGAACCAAAUCGCUCGCUUUCGCAACUCUGGUCUUCGCCUCCAGCCUGCACCAAAUCGUCCCAAGCUUUUCGUCUCGCUCUUCGACUUCGCCGAAGAAUCUAUGUCUGGACGCGCCUUGGGUGAGGAGAUUCCACUUCCCCACGUCGAUAACCAUACCAAGCUCAAUCGUUCUGUUAUGAAUGGUCGCAACAACGGUCUUUACAGUCGCGCUCGCCGCACCGGACAGGCAAACCUCAUGCAGGGCUUGUUUGACAACGGAAACCCACACAAUCCCCCAGAGUUCGACUCUAUCUUUUCUUUCGCUCAUCAGUUCAGCGCUGUCUACAACAAGUGAUGUGCUCUUUCCCCAUCCCUCUUCUUUGGUUCGGCUUUUGUGUCUGGAUCUGAUGGUGAUUGGCCAAUGUGGUCUGGAUGGAUGUCGGUUACAUCUUGUUUGCGUUCUGGAUUUGAAUCUUCUCUUCUUGUAUCGUCGGCCUAGUGGUCUUGACGCCUUUUAAUACCUUCACUGUCUCUGUUUAUCUUGUCGGCGAAAUGGCGAUACUGUAGCGAGAUCUUGUAUCUCAACCACCUCCUCUUAUGGAGCAAUACAAUAGUUAGAUACCAAUUGACAUCAUGGC
Messenger RNA from Pseudovirgaria hyperparasitica, 1013 nucleotides. RefSeq lists its product as uncharacterized. The transcript has 4 exons. Bases 86 to 730 code for a protein of 214 amino acids. Gene Ontology annotation, molecular function: RNA binding. The record is from RefSeq and is a predicted model, not a curated record. Lineage: Eukaryota; Fungi; Ascomycota; Dothideomycetes; Acrospermales; Acrospermaceae.